AGGGAGCGCGCAUGACCAGCGUCACGUUACGUAAUUAAUAUUCAUGAGACCUGGCGCCACCCUUAGCCUCAAAAAAGUUAAAUUUGCAUAUAGUUUUAAGCCCUAACUUAGAAUACUUAUGCUUUUAUGAUAACAUGCUAUGAGACUGUGGGAAAUGUCGUUUUUAAUUUGUACUGUUUCUGAGCCCCGUGGCAACUAUUAAUGAUUCAUACUCCGCUGAUAGUUUGACACAAGUUUCCUUCAGCCGCUGCUCAGAGUCUGAACGGACACAACGCUGAUCUCAGAUCUGCUCUCAGACAGAAAGUGGAAGUGAAGAAAACGAAAGUGAUUUCUGACACUCGGACACUUCGCGUUCGUUACCGAGCGUGUUCCGUUCUGAGGCUGUGUGGAUGGACGCGGAUCGGUCACCGGAAGCACCGGAAGCACCGGAGGGCUCGGCUGUGGUUCUCGUGUGUGUCGCGCUCUUCUUCUUCUUCUGUCCGGUUGCGCUCCUGAGACUCGCAGCGAACAUGACACAGUUCUGUGGGAUGAUGAAGAUGCAGCUCUCCGUGUGGAGGAUCAAAUACACUCCGAGCAGCUGCUCAUUCCUCAGACGCUUCCUCAGAUCUUUCCUGGCAGCUGCAGCAGGGGCUGAUGGGAAGGCGUUGGGAGCUGGUGUUCCUCUCAGUGACCUGCGGAGGGCGCCGGCGUGCAGCGGUCCGUUACCGGCUCUGAAGCCCACCGACAGACACACGGUUCUGAUCCGGACUGAUCUGAUGCUGACCGGUGAAGCUCCAGAGCCACAUCCAUCUCCAGAUCAGCUGCAGGACCGCUGGGACCACACACACGCCAAACUACCCUGCUCCACACACAACCUGCUCCCCACGGACCGCACGACCGUCCAGAGCCGAUGGGAUCUGAUUCAUAAAGCGCUGAGUGUCCCGUUGAGAUCUUCUCAUGAUGUGAAGGAUGCUAUAUUGAAAUAUAAUACGGGCCAAGCAAAGAGAUGGGACUUCUCAGCACUACAUUCAUACUGUAAGGCGUCUGAAGCUCAGCAGAUGUUUGGAGAGCUGUUUCCAGCGAUGGCACAGCUGGCACUGAGAGCACCACGCCUCCUCACACAGCCGAUCCCGCUGUUGAGGACGCAGUGCUGUCGAUCUCUCACGCUGUCUCAGGAGCAGGUCUCCUGUCUGCUGGCAAACGCUUUCUUCUGCACCUUUCCUCGAGGAAACUCUCACCGGACGGAGUUCAGCAACUAUCCUGACAUCAACUUCAGCAGGUUGUUUGAAGGUUCGUCUCGGAGUAAGCAGGAGAAACUCAAAACGCUCCUGUGGUACUUUAGACGGAUCACGCAGCAGAGGCCGACCGGUCUCAUCACAUACACCAGACAGUGUCUGCAGCGUUUGCCGUCCUGGCCCAGUUCAGAAAAGCAGUUCGGCAAGCUUCACAUCAGCUGUGAGGGAACCAUCGAGGACCAGGGCUACGGCACGCUGCAGGUGGACUUUGCCAACCGGUUCGUUGGGGGGGGAGUGACUGGUUCUGGUCUGGUUCAGGAGGAAAUCCGGUUCCUGAUAAACCCGGAGCUCAUCGCCGCUCGACUCUUCACUGAAGCACUGGAGGAUAACGAGUGUCUGAUCGUCACAGGAGCAGAGCGGUUCAGCAGAUACUCGGGAUACUCGGAUAGCUUCCGCUGGGACGGAGACCAUGAUGACCAGACGCCGAGGGACGAGUGGCAGCGCAGAUGCACUGAGAUCGUGGCUAUAGACGCCCUGCAUUACACACGAUUCCUGGAGCAGUUUCAGCCUGAAAACAUGAGCAGAGAACUCAACAAGGCCUUCUGUGGGUUCGUGCGUCCAGGAGUCCAGACGGAGAAUCUGUCGGCCGUCUCGACGGGGAACUGGGGCUGUGGAGCCUUCGGAGGAGACAAGCGUCUCAAAGCUGUGCUGCAGAUGAUGGCGGCUGCGGAGGCGGAGCGGGAUCUGAUGUACUUCACGUUUGGUGACGCAGAUCUAGUCAAAGAUGUCCUUCACAUACACAAAAUGAUCACAGACACACACACCACCGUAGGAUCUGUGUUCAGGCUGUUGCUGCAGUAUUAUGAGUGUGUGUGUAAGAAAACUACAAGAAGCAAACCUCAGGAAACACUUUACAGCUUCCUCUCUGAGCACCUGUGACCCCUGACCCCAGCGGCUCGGCCAGGCGGUGCUGUUUUCUGCUCUCAGACGUCGCUGUAUGUGCCUCAAUAAAGCUGUUUUAAAUGUC
Molecule: messenger RNA, 2241 nt
Organism: Carassius auratus (goldfish)
Lineage: Eukaryota; Metazoa; Chordata; Actinopteri; Cypriniformes; Cyprinidae
Product: poly(ADP-ribose) glycohydrolase-like
Exons: 17
Coding region: 390-2153 (587 amino acids)
Biological process (GO): ATP generation from poly-ADP-D-ribose; regulation of DNA repair; carbohydrate metabolic process
Cellular component (GO): nucleus; cytoplasm
Molecular function (GO): poly(ADP-ribose) glycohydrolase activity
Source: RefSeq, a predicted model, not a curated record